Messenger RNA from Aspergillus japonicus CBS 114.51, 580 nucleotides. RefSeq lists its product as uncharacterized. Lineage: Eukaryota; Fungi; Ascomycota; Eurotiomycetes; Eurotiales; Aspergillaceae. The record is from RefSeq and is a predicted model, not a curated record. The coding region runs from base 43 to 336 and encodes 97 amino acids. The transcript is spliced from 2 exons.
CCGCAUUGCUAAUCCUCCUCCUUUGACUUCAUUCCCUUCAAUAUGUCUAGCCUCCAGAGGCAAUUCAAUACACAGAAAGCGGUUCUUCGGCAAUCAACGAUUAAGUAUUUAUGUCCAGAAUGUCUGCGAGGUUUCCCACGACCAGACACUCUAUACAGACAUUUCCAAGAUGUUAAAGAUGAGGCCCACAAAGGGCUAAGUUUGAGAAAGGAUGACUACAACCAUUUUUACUCGUGCUAUCAAAAGUGCCUCGGAGCUUCGAUCCCAUCGAAAUGUCUGCCCAAGCCGCCACAUUGCUUUGAGUUGCAUACAACAUCCGUAACAUAUCGCGGAUAAGCAUCAUGCUUCCAGGGCUCAAGGACAUUGCGGAGAUUAGGCGAUGAUACUAACAUCUGAGCCAAAGACUCUUCAAAAUGUUCCGAUACCUGAUGCUACAUAUUCUGAAAUUCUGGGAGGGCAAGUGUCGAAAAUACUACCUCAUCAUCAACUUUUCUGACAGUGCCUCUCAUUAGUGGUGAGUACUCUCCUCUCUUAUUGUCAAUCUACAAUUUAGAUUAGCUCAGUAAGGUUCAUUUUAAAC